AUGACGGAAGUGGUCACUGAUUGCUACAAUACCAGGUUCUACAAUCCUCUUGCACAAGUAUAUAAGUUCCGUAGUCUAUGGGCUGGAGCGUCCAAAGUAAUUUUGCCUGGUCCCUGGGCGCGGGAGGUUUUAAUUACCCCAAAAGCGGGAAAAAAAAACACUAACCCUCAUGUGUAUGCAAAGGGCUCGGACAAGUUACAAGGAAAUUAUCCCCAAAGGCUGUUUGGAUUUUUUAUCGGGCUUGAAAGUUGUAAACCCAAAAGGGACUAUGAUCAGGGCGGGGAUUUGCAAAAACCCUUCCAAGGCUUUGGGAACCGAAAGUCAAAAACAGACAUUUUUGGACCCUGGGUUAUUGCCAAAAAUACGUUUAGGUUAAAAGAAAAGUUCUGGGGAACUACAGGGGCAAAAAAGUACAGUCAUUCUUUGUCACAUACCUUCACUCUUACCCCAGGUGGAUUAUUAACACAAUCGUUUGAUAUCGACUUUGAGUUCUACUCGACCUACGACGUCUGGACAGGCAUCCGCACAGCCAUCACACUCGCCCUCUUCUUCAUCUUCAGCGUGACUAUCAUACUUUACAAGAGCAAAUGCAAACCCCGUCGGAAGUAUGAGUUAUACCCGAGCCUCGAGGAUAUGCCCGGGAGGCCUCUGGAUUAUUACGACUAUUGGUAUAACAGCCCGGCCAGUAACGACACCAACCAAAAGGUUAAUGGCGUGGACAUGUUAGGAAGAUGUUACGACAACGGCCGAGGGGAGACCGGGUCAGCGCCCUUGCCUAAGAGGUCAAUAGGGUCUUACUCAAGCCUUAACAAUUCCUUCAGGGUCAAGAGCCUCCCCGGCAGCGUCAUGAGGAUCAACUGGUCCAGAAUGAGUUCCUCCGAACGGGACGACGUCUCUCAGACUCAUUCGUGUCGGUCGGAGUUCCUGCGAGUGCCUGGCGUGCGCCUUCAGUCUACGGGGUCCAGCAGUGAUGGCUACAGUGCUUCUUCCUCCACGCACGACCUGCCCGCUGAAAUUAACUCGGUGGCUCUGUUGGGUGUCCCUGGGGUUCCUCCGCGAACAGGCAAGCCUCUACUGCAGCUCGGGGGAAUGGACUGGGACAGCGAUCAUGCAACGGCAGAAUGGAUUCAAACUAUUGAUAUUAAUGUUAUUCAGCCUACUCCAAAUAUAUCACCGUGUGGCUCAGUUCGCAGCGUUUCUGACAAUUCAGAACUGUCGCGGCUGCCACUGCCCGGGCGCGGCCGAGUGCAGUCGAUCUUGUCUUUAGAUUCCCCGGACUUUGAUAGUCGUUCCAUUGGGUCAGAUUCUGUGUUUAUGGAAGAUUCUGUGGGUGAAACAUGUAGCAGUUUCUCAGAGAGCAUGGAGAGUGGAACCUCGUUUAUGGGGCGGUCACCUUCACCAAGGAACCAGCGGGUGGUUCAGUCAUAUAGACUAGGCAUCAAUCCAUCUGGUCCUGCAUCACCUUCUGGAACUUACAAAUCUCCUGUCCGAGCUCCAACCCUUGGUAACCUGCAUAAACCUAAAGACCAACGAAGUCGCCAAAAAAUGCUUCAACGACAGCGCUGUGAAGAUCAGGAUAAUCCACUUCCUGGUAUUAUGCUGUCAGCACCCACAAUGGAGUCAUUGGUGUUGCCUUCAAUAAGCAGCCAUUUGAGUGCUUCUUGUGAAAAAUUGGCUGUUCAUUCAGUAAUAACAUCGGAGAGUGACUUAGCCAACAGUCACACAUCCCUCGCCCCAACCAGUAGUGUAGAAGAGCCAAUGUGUGCAGUUUUCACGGUGCCAUCACUUCGGAGAACUAACUCAGCAACUACACCUCAGAUGAAAGAGGAGGCAGCAUGUGGUUUUAAGAGGGCUGAUAGUGAACAGAAUCCUGUGCAGAGAGCAGACAGUUCUGCAUCACAUCAAAGACGAUCUAGUGAAUCUUCUACUGGUUCUGACGCCAGUGAAUCAGUAUCAUUCCAUUUGAUGGUACCAGAAUUAAGCAUAGAUAAUCCCAGUAAUGAUACAAGCCCAUCUGGGUCUCCCCACAGUUCUCCUUCAGCCUCCCCAGUUCCAGUGCGAGCUGCUACGCAGAAGCUUCCUCCACGGCCCCCUGAGCCUACUCCACCACCCAUUAAGGCAGGAUCUUCACGGCCAGCAACACGUAAUGAACGGCGAGUCCUCAGGCGCCAGUACAGUACACACGGUCCUGCAAGUCCCACACUCAUGCGUGAUGAGCAAGGUGGACAUCAUUCCUGCCGACGUAUAUGGAAAACUGAUACUGAUGAUCCAAAUCAACCUCCAGCACCCCAGCCCCAUAUCCUCUUGCUCAUCUCUGUCACGGGAGACUCAGCCUCUCCUCAGUCAUUAGCAUCUCCUUUAUCACCAUCCACUUGCACACAGACUUCAGCGAGAUGGUCUGGUUCAUCACAUCCUAGAUUCACCUGGCUCCCCGCGACUGCUAGGCAAUCGUCUUCUCCGUGA
Messenger RNA from Penaeus monodon (black tiger shrimp), 2463 nucleotides. Its product is annotated as flocculation protein FLO11-like. NCBI's taxonomy places the organism in Eukaryota, Metazoa, Arthropoda, Malacostraca, Decapoda, Penaeidae. Bases 1 to 2463 code for a protein of 820 amino acids. The record is from RefSeq and is a predicted model, not a curated record. The transcript has 9 exons.